UCUUCAACGAGGGUUUUUUUCUGUAUCAGUGAAAAUAAAAAUGGAGCAGAAGAGCGUAUUGUUGUCAGCUUUAGGUGUUGGUGUUGGACUAGGGAUUGGGUUGGCAUCUGGUCAGAGUUUAGUUAGAUGGGCAAACGGGUCAGGCCCAGUAGAAGACGGGCUCACCGGAGAACAGAUUGAACAAGGGUUGUUGAAACAAAUUUUGAAUGGGAGAGAGAGUACUGUCACAUUCGAUGAGUUUCCGUACUUCUUAAGCGAGAGAACUCGAGAGUUAUUGACAAGUGCAGCUUAUGUUCAUCUAAAAGGGUCUGACAUCUCAAAGCACACCAAGAAUCUUGUACCUGCAAAUAAAGCCAUUCUACUUUCCGGUCCUGCAGAGUUUUAUCAGCAAACGCUUGCAAAAGCUUUGUCACAUUACUUUGAAUCAAAGCUAUUGCUGUUAGAUGUAAAUGAUUUCUCUAUCAAGAUGCAAAGUAAAUAUGGAUGCACCAUGAAGGAACCUUUUCACAAGAGGUCUUUCUCUGAGCUAACAUUGAAUAAAAUGUCGAGUUUGAUGGGUUCCUUCUCUAUGCUCUCUCAAAGCAAAGUUGAUCCAAGAGGUAGAAACCAACAAAGAGUCUUCUUUGUUUUUUUUUUUUAAAUAACAUCUAAAGCAUUAUGUUUCCUUCUAGCUUCCAGCAAAGAAAGCAUAAAUCUAUGCUUCGACGAGAAACUUUUCAUGCAAUCAAUUUACAAGGUGUUGGUCUCUGUAUCGGAUAAAAAUCCUUUAAUAAUAUACCUCAGGGACGUUGAGAAGCUUCUUGAGUCAGAAAGAUUCUACAAGUUGUUACAAAAGCUGUUGAACAAGCUCUCUGGUCCUGUCUUGAUUCUCGGCUCGAGAGUAUUAGAAUCCGGAGAUGAUUACCAAAAAGUAAGCGAAGGAACAUCAUCUCUCUUUCCUUACAACAUCGAAAUCAGACCACCAGAAGAUGAAUCUCAGCUAAAGACCUGGAAAAAUCUGUUAGAAGAUGACAUGAAGAAGGCUAAAUUUCAAGAAAACAAGAAUCACAUCGGCGAGUUUCUUUCUGCUAACGAUAUAAAAUGCGAUGACUUGGCUUCCAUAUGCCAGGCAGAUACAAUGUGUUUGAGCAACCACAUUGAGGAGGUUGUGGUUUCUGCAAUCACUUAUCAUUUGAUACACACCAAAGAACCGGAGUACAGAAACGGGAAGCUUGUUAUAUCUUCCAAAAGCUUGUCUCAUGGACUAAGUAUAUUCAAAGAAGGUGGAACCAAAUCAUCUGAAGACUCACCAAAAGACAAUGAGUUUGAGGAGGGUAUAAGAUCAGAGGUCAUAAAAGCAAAUGAGAUUGGUGUGACGUUCGCAGAUAUUGGUUCUUUGGACGAAACAAAAGAGUUGCUUCAAGAACUUGUAAUGCUUCCACUAAGAAGACCUGAUCUCUUCAAAGGCAGUCUUCUCAAGCCAUGCAGAGGAAUCCUACUGUUCGGACCGCCUGGUAGUGGCAAAACAAUGCUAGCAAAGGCAAUUGCAAAUGAAGCUGGAGCUAGUUUCAUCAAUGUCUCCAUGUCUACAAUCAGUUCCAUGUGGUUUGGAGAUAACGAGAAGAAUGUGAGAGCCUUGUUUACUUUAGCAGCUAAAGUAUCUCCAACGAUCAUAUUUGUGGAUGAAGUGGAUAGUAUGUUGGGACAAAGGACAAGAGAUGGAGAGGAAUCCACGAGGAAGAUGAAAAAUGAGUUUAUGUCGCAUUGGGAUGGACUAAUGAGUAAACCAGGUGAAAGGAUUCUGGUUCUUGCAGCUACAAACAGACCAUUUGAUCUUGACGAAGCUAUCAUUAGGAGGUUUGAGCGCAGAAUAAUGGUGGGACUUCCUUCCAUUGAGAGCAGAGAGAAGAUCUUGAGGACUUUGUUGUCGAAAGAGAAAACAGAUGCUCUUGAUUUUCAUGAGCUUGGAAAGAUGACAGAAGGCUACAGUGGAAGUGAUCUCAAGGUUUAUUUCAUCUUUAACAUGCAAAACUCAAAAAUCUUAUGUCAAUUUUUUUUUGUAAACUGACUGUUUUUUUUUUUAACUUUUGUGCAACAGAACAUGUGCAUCACAGCUGCGUAUAGACCGGUUAGAGAACUAAUUCAG
Molecule: messenger RNA, 2125 nt
Organism: Raphanus sativus (radish)
Lineage: Eukaryota; Viridiplantae; Streptophyta; Magnoliopsida; Brassicales; Brassicaceae
Product: cell division control protein 48
Cellular component (GO): mitochondrial outer membrane
Molecular function (GO): ATP binding; ATP hydrolysis activity
Source: RefSeq, a predicted model, not a curated record